Molecule: messenger RNA, 2006 nt
Organism: Phytophthora nicotianae INRA-310
Lineage: Eukaryota; Oomycota; Peronosporomycetes; Peronosporales; Peronosporaceae
Exons: 5
Coding region: 170-1396 (408 amino acids)
Biological process (GO): autophagy of mitochondrion; nucleophagy; protein localization to phagophore assembly site
Cellular component (GO): phagophore assembly site membrane; cytosol; extrinsic component of membrane
Molecular function (GO): phosphatidylinositol-3-phosphate binding; protein binding; phosphatidylinositol-3,5-bisphosphate binding
Source: RefSeq, a predicted model, not a curated record
UUAUCAUGCAAGUAUCAGCACUACGAAGAAGAAUGAGAAGCGCCGAGAGCAGCCGCACUGACUUGCUCUUCCUGAAUUUCAACCAGGAGGCUUCGUACGACUGCAUUCCAUUACCGGCCUUAUUGCACACUUUUGGCACUGCAAGAGGCUGUAUUUGGCGUUGGUACUGAUGACGUAUAUGCCUUGGAAUCGUUCCAGAUGCAUCAGUGUGGGCACGCGCCAAGGUUUCGCCAUCUACAAUUGUGAACCCUUUGGCAAAUGCUUUCAGGAAGACAUUGGGGGCAUCGGCAUCGCUGAGAUGCUGUACUGCACCAGUUUGGUGGCUCUUGUAGGCGCUGGGGAUCAGCCUGCGUUCUCACCGCGUCGAUUGCGCGUGUGGAACACCAAGACAGGGGCAGCCAUUUGUGAUCUGAAUUUCGUCACGGCUGUGUUGGCUGUGCGCAUGAAUCGUCAGAGGCUGGUGGCAGUUUUGGAGCGCAAAAUUUACAUUUUCGACAUCAGCACCAUGAAAAUCCUAGAAACUCUGGAUACGUCGCCAAACCCGAAGGCGUUGUGCGUCCUCUCUCCACACGACAAUGGGCAUUUGGCCUUCCCGUCUGGGGCUUCACCUGGGGAAAUUGUGCUCUAUGAUGCCAACAACCUCAGUGUGCUGAAUGCUUUUCAUGCUCACCGUACUGCACCUGUGGCUAUGGCGUUUAACCCACAAGGCACGUUGCUCGCUACUGCUUCCGAAUCGGGCACGUUGAUUCGAGUGUUUGCUGUUCCAAGCGGAAAGAAGGUUGCUGCCUUCCGACGCGGUUCUUAUGGUGCCCAGGUUUACUGCUUGGCGUUUAACGAGAGCUCCACUAUCCUGUGUGCAUCUAGUGACACCGGCACUAUUCAUUUCUUCUCGCUUACUGGAGCCGAGAGCUCAGCUACAGGGAGUUUCGGCCAUUUCACGCCGAUCACGUCGACAUUAGCAGUUGCUGGAAGCACCUUCGGUUCCACAGUUUUUGGAAGUGCUGCUGCAUCACCAAGUCCGAUUACGUCCACAACGCUAGGAUCUUCGCCUGGUAAACCAGCAAUGCACCCUGCAGGCGUAUCUAGCACGGCUCGAACAACGCGUACCAGCUCUAGCUCAACUGUCAGCAACUUUGACGAAGUGGCUGGCGUUAUGAGUGCGUAUCUACCAAGCUCCUUUUCUGGCAUCGCGGAAGGCACUCGCGAUUUUGCUUACGCACGACUUCGCUCUACUGGAGUGCCGAACUUGUGCGCAAUUCAUGGCCCACGAGAUGCCAACAAUCCAAUUGUGCAGCUAUAUGUUGCUACCACAGACGGCUACUUUUACGAGUACUCUCUCAACCUUGCUGUUGGCGGCAAGUGCAAGCUGGAAAGGGUAUGUGGACAUUAUAACUAGUUAGAGCACAGUGUCUGACUUUCUUUUUUUUUCAUUUGAAACAGGAAAAUGUCCUUCGUGACAGCACGUCCGAAGAGAUCGAGGCCAUUUACAUUUCGUAGCAGUAUUUUGCUGUAUUUCUUGAAUCUGAAGACGAUAGAUGGCGGCGCCAAUCUGCGCGAACAAAUAAAAUAAGCGAAUGUACAAAGCCGCAUGAGUUGAGCCAAAAUCUUCAGCUCGAUUACGUAAGUUGCUGAUCCGUUCACGACCACGGUGCUGUCUAUGACGCUAGGCCUUAAAACUUAAAACUAGUUGGCGUUAACCACCGAUCACUCGGCCGCUUGGAACCAAAAACUUGUCGUACCGGCUGCGCGAGUUUAGAUCAGCUGCUCAAACUCGAUGCCUUGGACACUGUACCCACGCAAAGAUCGAUGAACGACUGCGGCAAACUGCUUCGGGUCGUUACGGAACAGCUCAGCAGCUUCUGCACUCGCAACAAAAUAGUACACACUUGUCAGAUCCUGGAACUUGCAACACUAAAUGCAAUCGGUCGAACCUUUAUUCAGAGGGUCAUCCGGGUUCGGCUCGUAGAACAGGUAGAUCAGGCCAUAGAUAACCGAGUUGAUGUCCA